This is a messenger RNA of Ochlerotatus camptorhynchus, 969 nucleotides long. RefSeq names its product RRP15-like protein. The transcript has 2 exons. Gene Ontology annotation, cellular component: preribosome, large subunit precursor. NCBI's taxonomy places the organism in Eukaryota, Metazoa, Arthropoda, Insecta, Diptera, Culicidae. The record is from RefSeq and is a predicted model, not a curated record. Gene Ontology annotation, biological process: maturation of LSU-rRNA; maturation of 5.8S rRNA. Bases 76 to 969 code for a protein of 297 amino acids.
ACGUGCGUGGUGCUUCAUGUGAGUUUAUUUUCGUGGAUUAAAAUUAAAUUUUCCUACGUAAACUUAAGUUGGAAAAUGAUCGCUAAAGUCAAAAUGGUCAAAAAACCCCAAGCACUAGCACCAGAGCCAGACACCGACAGUGCCAGUGAACUAUCCGACAACGAUGUCGACGAUCAUCACAUGUCCGAUGAGGAGUUUCCAAUGUCCGACGAUGAACAGGAUCAGGAUGAUGACGAGCAAGAGGAGGAGGAUGAAGGACCUUCUAAAUGGGCAUUGACUAUGGCCAAGUAUAUCAGGAAGACGAGUGAUGCACAUAUUCUAUCGAAGGCUGUAAAGGAUGUCGAUCUGGAGAAGACUCGGAAGGAAUCAAAACCAACAUACAAAUUUGAGGUUGUCGGUGAACAGAAACCGGACGAAGCAGAGGCCGGAGAUCAAAAAGAUGAUAAACCUGGCGAUUUGGAAAUGGCGAAUGAGCUGCUUCGACAAAGGGCGCUGCUGAAGAAAGAACGACAGAAGGAUAUCCUGGGUCUACGAAUAAAACCAUCGAUAGGGCAGUACGAGAGGGAGAAAGCAUUGAAGAAAAUUGCAACUAGGGGUACAGUCCAGUUGUUCAACGCCGUUCGGCAACAGCAACGAGAUGUGAACAAGAAACUUGACGACGCAGGAAAGUUGGAGUACAAGCGAGAAAAGGUGUUGAAAAAUUUAAGCAAGAAGGAAUUCCUAAAUGUUCUCAUGAGUGGACCCAGAGCCAAGUCGGAGCUGGUGGACAAUCUGGUCAAGAAGGAAGAAUUAAAGGAUGAAAUCAAAUCCGAGGAGGAUUCCGACGAUGACGAUGAACCCGAGUCGACGUGGGGAGCAUUGAGAGCCGAUUUCCUAACAGGUAAGAAAUCUGGUUGGGAUAAAGAAGACAAUGAUAAGGCAGAAAGUUUUGGUGAGGGUAAUGGGGGUGCAAGUUCAGAUUCGGAUUAA